Messenger RNA from Archocentrus centrarchus (flier cichlid), 603 nucleotides. RefSeq names its product noelin-like. Lineage: Eukaryota; Metazoa; Chordata; Actinopteri; Cichliformes; Cichlidae. Gene Ontology annotation, biological process: signal transduction. The transcript is spliced from 3 exons. The record is from RefSeq and is a predicted model, not a curated record. The coding region runs from base 124 to 549 and encodes 141 amino acids.
AUCACAUCAGGGAAAAAUAAGGAGAGAAGAGGAGGAGCAAAGGGAGAGUCGGGUAGCAGAUGAACAGAUAACCUGGUUAAUCAGCAGCUCCUUAACCAGCUGAAUCCAGAGGUAAUAACGUGGAUGUGCUUGUGGUUUGAAGAGGAAGAGAUGGAGUCUGAAGAGAAUCUGCUGAAUGCUUACCUGCUGCUGCUGCUGCUUGGAUCGCACUUCACUCUGGUGGGUCCCUCAACCCCCGAGGAGGGCUGGCAAGUCUACAGUUCAGCUCAGGACUCAGAGGGUCGAUGUGUUUGCACAGUGGUGGCUCCUCAGCAGACCAUCUGUUCGAGAGAUGCUCGAACCAAACAACUACGACAACUACUAGAGAAGGUGCAGAACAUGAGCCAGUCCAUCGAGGCUCUAGAUCAGCGGACUCAAAGAGAUCUGCAGUUUGUGGAGAAGAUGGAAGUUCAGCUGAAAGGUCUGGAAAAUAAAUUCAAACAGGUGGAGGAUGGACAUGAGACCAACAUUGCCAGACAGUACAAGGUAUUUCCCAUAUCAUCACACUGAGCAACCAAACAACAUUUCUGCCUCUCACUAUGUGAAUAAUGGAGCAUUAUACGU